AUGCAAUUCACAACUUCCAUCCUCGCCGCUACAGCAGCACUCGCAACUAUUGCCUCUGCCGGCACUGUCCACUUCGUCAACCAAGAUAGCACCACCCGUACUUUAGUCUUCACAGCCACCUCCGGCUACGAAGCCAUCGAAUCCCUCACCAUCCAAGGAGACAGCACCGCCAACCAAACCUUCCCAACCGGCUGGAUCGGCAAUUGGUACUCCAUCUCUGACGGUGCCGAAAACACCUCCGGCAUGCUCGGAGAAGUCUGCUUCGAUUCCUGGGGAGGCAUGACUUACUUUGAUGUCUCAGCCAUCGUUAACCCCGACGAUACAGAAGGUGUCAAGGAACUCUUCCCCUUACAUACCGGUCUUCCUGUCUCUGGCUGUCAAAGCUUUCCUUGCGAUAACGCUUACAAUCAUGCUGAUGAUGUGCAAACUCAAGCUACGGAUUCCAAUGAGCUCGUUUGUCUUUUGGGUAAUCUUCCUGCUUCUAAGCGUGAGACUAGAUCGAAGUUUGGUAAGGAGUUUGUUACUGGUGGGGGAUCGGCUUAG
Messenger RNA from Sclerotinia sclerotiorum 1980 UF-70, 543 nucleotides. RefSeq lists its product as hypothetical. Bases 1 to 543 code for a protein of 180 amino acids. Lineage: Eukaryota; Fungi; Ascomycota; Leotiomycetes; Helotiales; Sclerotiniaceae. The transcript has a single exon. The record is from RefSeq and is a predicted model, not a curated record.